Messenger RNA from Coccomyxa subellipsoidea C-169, 612 nucleotides. RefSeq names its product P-loop containing nucleoside triphosphate hydrolase protein. NCBI's taxonomy places the organism in Eukaryota, Viridiplantae, Chlorophyta, Trebouxiophyceae, Coccomyxaceae. The record is from RefSeq and is a predicted model, not a curated record. Bases 1 to 612 code for a protein of 203 amino acids. Gene Ontology annotation, molecular function: ABC-type transporter activity; lipid carrier activity; ATP binding. The transcript is spliced from 4 exons. Gene Ontology annotation, cellular component: intracellular membrane-bounded organelle; membrane. Gene Ontology annotation, biological process: lipid transport; transmembrane transport.
AUGGCGGCGCGCCCGGCCGGGGAGUACAGCGGCGGCAGCCGGCGAAAGCUCGCGCUCGGCAUCGCACUCGUUGGCGGCGUCGACGCCGUUCUCCUGGACGAGCCCUCGUCUGGCAUGGACCCCGGCGCGCGGAGGGCGAUGUGGAGCUUCAUCAUAGAGGCCACUGGUAAACGCGAUGGCGCAUUCGUCGGCGGUGCCAAGUCAGACGGCUUGGCUGUGGUGCUGACCACUCACAGCAUGGAGGAGUGCGAGGCCCUCUGCACCCGCGUCGGCAUCAUGCACCAGGGGCGGCUGCGGUGCCUGGGCUCAAGCUCGCACCUGAAGCUGCGCUUCGGCGGCGGCUAUCUACUGGAGGUGCACGCUGCGGAUGAUGACGCGGCGCAGGCUCGGCUGGCCGCCUACGUGGCGCGCGAGCUCGGCGGCGAGGAGACCGAGGACCGCCACUUCGGCCGCGCCAAGUUCCGGCUGCCCGCGUGCGGCCAGUCGAUGGCGCGGGUGUUUCGGGCGAUGGAGGCUGCAAAGGCAGAUCUUGGAGUGCAGGCGUACGGCCUGUCCAUGCCCACGCUAGAACAGGUGUUCCUGUCAGUGGUGGGCGAAAUCCUGCAGGGCUGA